CACCAUUCAGGUGUAGUGUUGUCCAAGAUGGCGGAACAGGUGACAAAAAAUCCGGGUUUAGAAAUCGGUCUGAAGAAAACAGAGCUUAGCGACAACUCCGGAGACAAUCUGGACAAUGAGCUGGUGGAAUUGAAUCUUGGGGAACUCGACCUGACCUCGGAUGAGUUCAUUUUGGACGAGGUCGACACGCAUAUUCAGGAGAACUUGGAAGAUGAGCUGGUUAAGGAGGCCCUCAAGACAGGUGUGGAUUUAAGACACUACUCCCGACAGGUGGAAAAGGAACUGCAGCAGGUGGAAAAUGCCUCCAUACAGGACUACAUCAAGGAAGCCCACAACAUCGCCAGCCUGCAUAACCAGAUCACUGCGUGUGACUCCAUCCUGGAGCGGAUGGAACAGAUGCUGAGCGGGUUCCAGACAGACCUGAGCUCCAUCAGCUCGGAGAUCCAGAGUCUGCAGGACCAGUCACUGUCCAUGAACAUCAAGCUCAAGAACAGACAGGCAGUCCGGGGUGAGUUGAGCCAGUUUGUGGAUGAGCUGGUGGUGCCAGAGGUCAUGGUCAAUGCAAUCCUGGACGCUCCUGUCACUCAGAGACAGUUCCUGGAGCAGCUACACGAACUUAACCACAAGAUCAACUUUGUGAAGGAGCAGUCUUUCAAGGAGGCUGUGGCUUGUCGGGAUGUUCAGGACAUCCUGGAGAAACUCAAGCUCAAGGCCAUCACCAAGAUCCGAGAGUUUCUGCUGCAGAAGAUCUACCAGUUCAGGAAACCCAUGACUAACUAUCAGGUUCCACAGAAUGCGAUGCUGAAGUUCCGCUUCUUUUAUGAGUUCCUGUUGGCCAACGAGCGCCAUGUGGCGAAGGAAUGCCGAGACGAGUACAUCGACACCAUGAGCAAGAUGUACUACUCCUACUUCAAGGGUUACACCAGCAGACUGAUGAAGCUACAGUAUGAAGAAGUAGCAGACAAAGAUGAUCUAAUGGGGGUUGAGGACACCGCCAAGAAGGGCUUUUUCUCCAAACCUUCGCUGAAAAACCGCUCCACCAUUUUCACCCUCGGAAACAGAGGCAACAUCAUCACGUCCGAACUAGAAGCACCGAUUAUCGUACCACACGCAGCACAGAAAUCCGAGACACGGUACUCCUUCGAAAGCCUGUUCCGCAGCCAACACUUUGCUCUCGUCGACAACGCCUGUUGCGAGUAUUUGUUUUCGGUGGAGUUCUUCUUGGUGCAAGGGUCGCCAGCGCAGGACUUGUUCAACGCCGUGUUCGGCAAAACGUUGUCAAUGUUUCUGAAACACAUGGACGUUUACACAAGCGACUGUUUUGAUGCCAUCGCCAUCUACCUGUGCAUACACAUCAUCUAUCGCUACCAAGUCUUGAUGCACAAGAGAAUCGUUCCCGCGCUCGACAAGUACUGGGAAACGUUACUGGAAGUUCUGUGGCCUCGCUUUUCGUACAUCCUGGACCUGAACAUUCAGAGCAUCAGAGACUGUGAUCCGCAGAAGCUGGGUUCCAUCGACGUGAGACCGCAUUACAUCACGCGACGGUACGCUGAGUUCUCGUCAGCCCUGAUAAGUCUGAACCAGACGUUUCCCGAUGAACGUGUGGACCAAUUGCUGGCACAGCUACAAGCAGAGGUUGAGAAUUUCAUCCUGCGCAUGGCGGCAGAGUUUCCCCUGCGGAAGGAGCAGCUGGUGUUCCUGAUUAACAACUACGACAUGAUGCUGGGGGUCCUGAUGGAGCGCACCAGCGAGGAGUCCAAGGAGACUGAGAGCUUCCAACAGCUGCUGCAAGCCAGAACACAGGAAUUUGUAGAAGAGAUUCUGGCGCCCCACUUCGGAGGCAUGAUAGCUUUCGUGAAGGAAACGGAGGGUCUCCUGGAGAGGGGGCAGACGGACCAAGUAAAGAACCAGGACGCACGCAUCACCAAGCUGGUCAGGGGGUUUGCUGUCAACUGGAAACAAGCCAUCGAUGUCAUCAACCAAGAAGUCAUGCGAUCCUUCACCAACUUUAAAAAUGGGACACAGAUUUUACAGGUGACCUUGACUCAGCUGAUCCAGUACUACCACCGGUUCCAGAAGGUCCUGUCCCAGGCACCCUUCAAGGGUCUGCAGGUCCGCGGCGAGCUCAUUAACAUACACCAUGUCAUGGUGGAGGUCAAGAAGAACAAACCAACCUUCUGAAGCACCCCCCUCCCCCUAAAUUGUUCUUUUACACAGAGCCUUGUCUGCAGCCUAUACUGUAUACAAUAUACCUUUCACCAUUUCUCCUAAAUGUUGU
This is a messenger RNA of Branchiostoma floridae (Florida lancelet), 2278 nucleotides long. RefSeq names its product vacuolar protein sorting-associated protein 52 homolog. NCBI's taxonomy places the organism in Eukaryota, Metazoa, Chordata, Leptocardii, Amphioxiformes, Branchiostomatidae. Gene Ontology annotation, molecular function: syntaxin binding. Gene Ontology annotation, biological process: retrograde transport, endosome to Golgi; lysosomal transport; Golgi to vacuole transport. Gene Ontology annotation, cellular component: GARP complex. The transcript has 10 exons. The record is from RefSeq and is a predicted model, not a curated record. Bases 28 to 2181 code for a protein of 717 amino acids.